Molecule: messenger RNA, 741 nt
Organism: Rotaria sp. Silwood1
Lineage: Eukaryota; Metazoa; Rotifera; Eurotatoria; Philodinida; Philodinidae
Source: the annotation of a GenBank genome assembly
AUGUUUCGCAUUCAUCAAUCUACUCACAGUGAACAUUUAUAUAAACGCGAAUGUCGAAAAUGUGGAUUUUUGUGGCUAAGCAAUUGUUGUGAGGAUCGUUAUCUCGGUGUUGGCCAACGUACAAUUGUUUUGUCUGGUUGUAUCAAAAAUAAUACUCAAUCGUUGCCUGGUACCGAUUCUUUAUACGUUUACGGGGGAUCAUUUACACCACAAAAGGUUAAUCCUGUCACUAGUUCACAGUCGUGUCCUACAGGCCUUACACAAACAGCUGGACCCAAUAAUAUCAAAGUUUGUUUAGCAGAAAGAUUGGUAUCGAAUCUGAAAAAUUUACCAUUCUUUGGUGGUAUGUUUUCAUGUGAUUAUGGAAAUCCGGCACUUGCUUCAGCUCUUAAAGCAUGCCCAACAAAUUACAACAUAUAUUCGAUAGGUACAAUUGAUGGAAACUGUAUUCUAACAGUAUGCCUAAAAUUUGAAACAUUUAGUACUACGCAAAGCUUGCCUUCCAUUGUACUACUACCAUUUUCCGAUAUCCCAAAUGUAAAUUCCAGCAUUGAAGUCAACCAAACUAUGAAAAGUGGUAUAAUAACCAGUCGACAAGUGCACGAAUUCGAUAUAAUUGAACUACAUCCAGCGCCUAAAAUGAAAUCGGAAGCUAUUCAACUGAAGUUAUCGAUAAGAAAACUUUCAAUUUAUAUAUUUGCUACGGUUUUCAUUCAAUAUUGGACAAACGAUCAAUAUUGA